ACGCCAUUCACUUAGAAAUCUAAGCGAAACGACUGUCUGUAUCCCGGCUUCUAUUACCCGGAGAUUUGGGGGAAAUCCUCUUUCCAGUCUCUCCCCGAGGCAGCCCUCAGCCGCCGCGCCCCACAGCUGGGGUCGGCUCCGGGCAUCCUUCCCCUGUUUUGGGGUGGAUGAAGGGCUGGAGCCAGCCUCUCCAUAUUCUAGCUCAAAUCACCAGCCGGAGGAGCAGCGCGGCUCUGCGGGAGCGCUGGAAGGAGGGGUCCGACCGAACGAGAAAUGCCUCCUUUUUGGAAAGGUCUUUUUGCCGGCAGCCCGCCCCGGCUCAACGUCCCCUCUCUGUCUCCUUUCCCCCGAACCUCGCAGAGCAAUUCGUUGAGAAGUCCUCCUGCGCGCAGCCUCUGAGCGAUUUGUCCGGCCUGGAGCCCCACGGGGACUUCAGCGGCAGCCCCUCGGCCCUGUGUACCGAGCCCCUCAUCCCCACCACCCCCAUCAUCCCCAGCGAGGAGAUGGCCAAAAUCUCCUGCAGCCUGGAGACCAAGGAGCUGUGGGACAAGUUUCACGAGCUGGGUACGGAGAUGAUCAUCACCAAGUCCGGCAGGAGAAUGUUUCCCACGAUCAGGGUUUCUUUUUCGGGGGUGGAUCCUGAAGCCAAGUACAUCGUGCUGAUGGAUAUCGUUCCGGUGGACAAUAAGAGAUACAGAUAUGCCUACCACCGCUCCUCCUGGCUGGUGGCUGGGAAAGCUGACCCUCCACUCCCAGCAAGGCUGUACGUGCACCCCGACUCCCCGUUCACAGGUGAGCAGUUGCUGAAGCAGAUGGUGUCGUUCGAGAAAGUGAAGCUCACAAACAACGAGCUGGAUCAGCAUGGCCACAUCAUUUUAAACUCCAUGCACAAGUACCAGCCAAGAGUCCACAUCAUUAAGAAGAAAGAUCACACGGCUUCUUUGUUAAAUCUGAAAUCUGAAGAGUUCAGGACGUUUAUCUUUCCAGAGACAGUUUUUACUGCUGUCACAGCAUACCAGAAUCAAUUGAUAACCAAGUUGAAAAUUGACAGCAACCCUUUUGCCAAAGGAUUCCGCGACUCUUCCAGACUCACUGAUAUCGAGAGAGAAAGUGUGGAGAGCCUUAUCCAAAAGCAUUCCUAUGCCCGAUCCCCAAUUCGAACCUAUGGUGGAGAAGAGGAUCUGGGAGAUGACAGUCAGGCAACGCAAAGCAGAGGAUCAGCUUUUACAACAUCUGAUAACCUGUCCCUCAGUUCCUGGGUAUCCUCUUCAACCAGCUUUCCCGGAUUUCAGCAUCCCCAGUCCUUGAGUGCCCUGGGUACCAGCACUGCAUCCAUUGCUACACCUAUUCCUCAUCCAAUCCAAGGAUCCUUGCCUCCGUACAGCCGCUUGGGAAUGCCUCUUACGCCCUCUGCGAUAGCCAGCUCCAUGCAAGGUACUGGCCCCACUUUCCCUUCUUUCCACAUGCCAAGGUACCACCAUUAUUUUCAGCAGGGUCCUUAUGCAGCCAUCCAGGGACUGCGUCACUCCUCCGCAGUGAUGACACCAUUUGUAUGACUGAUGUAAGAUGACAGAAACAUAAGAUUUUAAAUGUGCAAGCUUGGUAAGAAAAAAUACAAGGGACCUUCUCAAAAGGCCUGUGGUGGGAGACUGCUGAACUCAAACCAGCUAAGAAAAGGCAUUGUGGAGAUUGAUUCCUCCAUUGAGGGAUCACAAGAAGAGAGCAUGCAGCUUGGAGCUGCUCACAGACCUAUGUGUAACACAGUCAAAACAGAUCCCAGAGUUCCCAGGAUUUCUGGUCAUGUGCAGGUUGUUCCAAAGGUUCGUUAUGCCUCAUGGACAGAGACUAUGUUUAUGCAGCAGUGUACAAAUUAAUUGUGUGUAAGUCUUUUUCUGUAUGCCAGAAGGAUUCUGAAAAAGGCAAUACUCUUAUUCAUCCUCACCUCUUCUUGUGACUAAUGAGCAUCUAAACAGAAAAUUGUAUCACUGUAACUUUGAGCAUGUUUUAGGCUAUCUCAGCGUGCAUUUGCUGGGAAUGGGACAAAGUGGAGAAGGCCACUGUCCUUUUUAAAAGUCUGGCUUAUACUCACCAAGAGCAGUAUUUCAUAAUUGCUACUAUAAUCUCAUAGAGAAAAUGAUUAGCAAGUAUUUCUUUCUUUCUUUUAUCUUUCUUUGUUUCUUUCACAAAACAACAGUUCUGAGAAGAACUGUGUUACAGACUGGUAGCAGUAAUGAUGUAUUCUGUUCUGCUUGUCUCAUAUCCUAGGAGAAGCAAUUUAGCAGUCCAUUAAGAUAUGAAGGAAAACACUGAGUUUUAGAAAAUGUGUCGCUUUUAAACUUAGAAACUCAAGACACUAAAUUUUUAAGCCAAAGCUACUGUUUGCUGCUGUGCUUGCCAUGUGUCCAGCUGCAAAUGAGUACCAUUAUUUAACAGAAUUUCAGGUUAGAUCAGUCUAUAUCUAGACUCUAGAUCAAACUAUAAUCAGUAGAUUCAUACAGAAAUAACAGUAUCUUGGAGUAUCUUUCUACUUUUUCUAUUUUCUUGGGUAUGGUCAUAGGUGUUGCUGGACAAGCUGUUUGUCCAGGACACAAGAGUUGUACUUUUGAGUUUUUCAAGUCCCAGUUUCCUUGGGAAAAUACCAUUGACGAGAUUUGCUAUAAUUUUUUUUUUUAAUUCACAUCUGCCUUAUUUAGUUAGUGAGAAGAGCUCUCAUUGAAAAUACUGCCCACUUUUUCUAGUACGUUGUGUUUGAUGCAACAGAGGAUCUGUGAAUUCAUAGGAAAAAAUGACCUCUGCAGAGAGCUAGCAUGAAUCCUUUGCACUGUUGAAAAGAGAACUGGUGUGAUGCUGGUUUUCUGCUUGUAAAUAAGUCAACACAGAUUUUCUGCGUGUUGUUGCAUCCAAGUUGUAGGCGGUAACAUCUAUUAGUUAAAAAAGGACUUGCAAUUCAAUCUUAUAUAAUAAAAGAUUAGUGUAGAGCUGGAACAGAUAGAAAGACAUUUUGGCACUAUUCUCCUCUACUCUUGACCAAUGGAUGUUGACGACAUAAAAUGAGAAGUACAGUGCAGUACACUGAGUGAAGUGCAGGGCAAGUCACCAGCUUCUCUUGUUGUCCCAGUGCCUCAUCCUACCAGGUUGGUCACAGGCAGCAGUGACAACAUCCCAGACUUUUCCCAGCUUCUAUUACAGGCCAGUGCAUACAUUGAAAGAUAAAGACCAUCUACGUAUUUUCCAGUAGCUGAAUUUAAGAUCUUGCAAAUUAGCCAUUACAAUCACCGUAGUCAUUUGCAGUAUCAUCCUAAUUUCCCUUUACUCAUUGUUGGGCAUGCUAAUAAAAAAUGACCUGGGAAAAUCUGCAACUUUUGUGCUCUGCACGUGAAUGAAACCAAACUUCUAUUUGCAGUCUCUUUAAGUAAAUAUCCGAUUCUACAUGCAUAAAAAUUCCAGGGGAGAUUUAGAAAGAAAGGAAACUUUAAUGUCUCUUCUUCAACUGCUUGACUUCUGUAAAAAAAAAAAUCAUAUAUAUAUAUAUAUAUAUAUGCACAGCUGUAUGAAGGUCCUGUGGUGAAGUUCACUAUGGCCUGUGGGGAAGUUCUUUUUCUCCUAUCUAUUUCCUUUUGCAGCUCCAUUAACUUGUCUGAAGCUGCAGUGAAUAUGGUUAGGUCCAGAAAUCAAACCAGUAGCUUUAAUCCUGAUACUCACGCUAGAAAGUAGUCAAGUAGGAAGGCAGCUUUCUCUUGGCUUCAGAAAUAAGUUUGCAACAGGUAGGUUGGUUUAGGCAAGCUGUUCAAGUCAUCUCAAGGCUGCCCAAACAUCAACCUGUCCUUCCUUUGUGAGUCAGAUUUGGAGAAAUGAACAGUACAAUUUUUAGCCCUUCUCCAAUCUCAGUUCUAAAAAUACCAAUAUUUGGCAUGUAAAAAUUCCACUGAUACUGCUUCAGAGAAAAUGCUCCAGGUUCUUCUUGAAGGAAUGAAACUAGAUUUUGACAUAAUUUACAAAAAUAUCAAAUGAAAGACAAAUGCUUUUCAUUAUAAGUAAAAUGUUUUGCAUACCUGAAAAAGGUGGCAGUAGAUUUCCCCUGUAUAAAAACAGGGUAAGGCCAAUACCUUCCAAAUUUUCUGUGAUGAGAUUUACUUUGAAGAUGACCAAGAAAGGUUUCUGCAGAAUUACCUGUCAAAUCCACAGCCUGAUUUUUCCAGUCCGGUCAAGGCUCAGGACCUUCUCUCCACCCAAUUUCUUCUUACCCUCCCGUGGCAGCAGGAGAGUGAUUCCAAGAUGAAAUUCCUGCUCCUCUUUAGUGGUAAAUUUCUUGACUGUAAGCAAGACAGGAUUUCAUUCAUAUUUACAUUCUUUCCUAGAAACAAAGUCUGUCUGCAUGGAUGGUGGUUAUGAUAGCAGCAAUGCAGGAACUUUGCAGAACAGACUGAAGAACAGCUAUUAAUCAGCUUCAGCACUGAGUGCAUAACUGAAAGGACAUCAGUGUAAAUGCAGUGUAAUUAAUUGGUUAAAGAAGAAAAUUGUUUUGCUUCAAAUUGUACUACUUUCAAAAUAAGUCAGUAAUUUACUGAAAGAGUUGCUGUACUGCUGUCACAAUUCUAUCACUUUCAGGAUAGAACAUCUGUUGCUGGUAGAUGUUCUAGGAAUGCCAAAUGUAAUCUAGAGUUUAUUUUCCAAUAUAAUUCACAUUUUAUAUCCCAUGAGAAGUGCUCUUCACCUUUAUGAGCUAUCUUGGCUGAGCAAACUGGUGCUGCUUAGUGUUUUUUUUUUUAAUUAUUGUUUUAUUGAAGAAGGGUGGAGAGAACAUGCCUGAAUGUGCUUUUCAAAAAGCACGAUAAGAUUACCUUCCAAAGUGUUAAAAGUACUUUUGGGUGUUUUCUGGAUUACCCUUUUAUCCAAAGACAGUUAACAGCCUUAGGUCUUUUAUCCAACAAAAGCAUCCCAAGACUAACAGAACUGACAUAAAUAUGUUUCUAUAUGUAUUUAUUUAUUUUUUUUUUUUUAGUUUUGGAGCUAGAAAUUUGGCUCUUUGUUUUGUGGUGCUGGUUUACAUGGCCCGAGGAACUCUCAAAAAUAAAAAUUCAGUCUCGCUGGUUUCAGGGUACUCUCCAGAUAGAAACAGGCAAACAGGCACACACUGAGUGGAUAGAGGUGCAGUUUUUAAUGGAAAUGCUUCUUUGUGAGUUCAGCUAUAGUGUGCAGUAUGAUAACUAACACCAUUGUAGUGCAGCCUAAAAAAUACAAUGGAAAAAUUUUCCCCAGAAGGCUUUAUUCUUGGAUAAAUGAUAAACACAUGCAGCUGAAGGUUGUGACAAUGUAUGAACAUGUAUUCAUGUGAAGAUGGUGCAGCUUCCAACAUCCAACAAACAUUAACUGGUAUUUGAAAAUGAACCUCUUCUAAAUUGAAAAAAGUCUGGGCUGGCAACUUGACUAUACACUACAUCCUCUGUAUGCACGUGUGUGCUAUAAAGAAACAGAAAUAUCAAUGAAAAAUAUUGCAAAAACAUGGGGAGCUUUCCAAAAUUGGAAGGUAAUGAAGCUGUGGUAAUUCCUUCCUGGGUAAGGGGUAGAGAGACGGUGAGAUGAGUGCAACACUUUGGGCUCCUUAUCUGGAAGGAAGUCUUGGCCUCAGAGCUUAUGCUCAUCAUCUGCAGGGGGUGAUGUUCACUCACUGCAGGAUUAUGUUUCAUUUUGCUGAGAUGUUUUUCUCACCGUUCCUUACAGACCGCGUUCUGCUGCAGAAGAUGUGGUUUCUGUACUAUUUACUUGCUGGCCAGAAGAUUUAUGUAUUAACUCUGUGAUAAACUGUCCCCAAAUAUAGCCUUUAGUUUAUAAAAUAACAACUUCUUUUCCUUUAUCUUUCUAAAAGAAACUAAGCAGUGAUUUAAGUAAACUUUGAAUUAACUUCUUAUAAUACUUUAAGGACAAAAAAUACAGUUUGCUGUAUUUUACCUUUAGCACAUUUAAACAACUUUUUUUUUUUUUUCUUU
This is a messenger RNA of Meleagris gallopavo (turkey), 5987 nucleotides long. The record is from RefSeq and is a predicted model, not a curated record. NCBI's taxonomy places the organism in Eukaryota, Metazoa, Chordata, Aves, Galliformes, Phasianidae.